This is a messenger RNA of Linum trigynum, 3230 nucleotides long. Lineage: Eukaryota; Viridiplantae; Streptophyta; Magnoliopsida; Malpighiales; Linaceae. The record is from the annotation of a GenBank genome assembly.
CCUCAAUAUUGAGAAUAUCUCAAUGGUUAGCAAGCCUAUACUAGUCUCUUCAAGCAUUCUUCACCUCAUAUGAAUAAAUGAUGCAUCCACCUAUAAUUUCAACAAAAAGAGAAGUACAAGUCAUGUUGAGUUAUCAACAACUGCUUAUGUAAUACAUUAAUUAACUUCAUAGGUGCUAACUAAGUAUUUUGAACAAAAAAACAUCUCACAUGAACAAUUUUAAGGAAUACACAUCUAGUUCAAGUUCUACCAAGAUUAAUAACAAGAAAACAAAAGAGGGCAGAUGGAGGGUGAGAGAAGAGAAGAAGAAAAGAAGUACCUUCUAUAAACAUACUAAACAUGGAAGGCAAAUGCUGCAUCAUCAAAUGAUUCCUGAAUUUAGUACAAGCAAGCCAAGGAUUUAGGAACUUCCAUCCAUACUUUUCCAUGGAGCAUUUCCUAGCUCCUAUGCACAUCAUCUUCUUCGCCUACAUAAGUUCACAUGUAAAAACAAUCUCAUAUCAGUCUGAAAAAGUAAGCAGGUUAGGCAAUUUAACCCACUUCAUUGAAGGUGAAAUUAAAGUCCAAUCUCAACUACUGUAAUGAGAGAUAUUUGUCCAACCUAACGGGCAAUUGACUGGUUGAACCCACUAGCAUACCAUAAACAAGAACUUUAAAACUAAAAGCAAAAUCUCACUAUUUUCCAAGUAAAUAGAAGCUCCUUCAAGACGAUGGAAUUCAUUCACUCAAAACCCUAACUUUCAAAUUUCAACACUGGCAAGAAAUUAAGCACGAAAUACCCGUAGCGAAAACCCCUCAAUUCUGUCCUCUGGCGCUGCUCCUUCAUAUACGACCUUCCUCCGCCCAGAUCUCGCCACCCAGGUCUUCGCUGCUGCAUGCAAAAAGCAUAAGGCAGUCCCAAUGAGUUCUUUCCUCUGUUUAAGUCGGCAGUGUCGAGUGACUCCCCUGUUGGAGGCGGUCAGUAGCUCGAAAACCAAGGGCUGGAUGCGGUCUCCACCAUCGCAGUCGGGUCUCGCCGAGGAAUAUGGGAGCGUUGAGGAAUUUGCUCGAGGUCGGAAAGAAACUACUCUUCACCGUGCCGUUGUGCCCUCGCGAUCUCUCCGUCUCCCUGCCCUCCCGCACCUAUCUAUCUCCAACAAAGGAAAGUCAGGCGACGACAAGGGAAGGCCAGGACGCCUGUUUGGGAUGGGGAUUUGGGGUUUUUGUUUGUUUAGAUUUGGGAAUGGGUUUGACAAGAAACCUUCUGCCCUAGCCCAUUGGUGGUGGGUACCAGAGAGAAUCGAGGAGGGAGGAGGAGCAGCGGCGGCAAAAGGCAUAAGAAGAAGAAGAAGGUGGGGUGGAGACUCAUCGGCGAUGUUAGAGAACAACGAGAAGAAGAGAGGAGCAGUGGAGGCGUUGGAUGAGGGAAUGGGGUUCGGCAUACAGAGAAAGCAAAGAAGAUAAGGUUUUAUGUGUUUGUUUGAAUAAACGGUGGAGAUUCAUUUAGAUGAAGGGCUUUGAUAAAGUCUUUAUGGGUUAGGGUUGGAAGGGCUCUCCGUUUGGUAUUUUCCUUAUCUUAAAUCUUAAUAAAAACAUUUAAAAUUUAACCCUCCAGUCCUCCACACCUCAGCCUUACCUGCUUCUUAGUAAUUUUUUCCUAAAAAUAUUUUUUAAUUCAUUUGGCGGAUCCUUAAGUAGGUUACCAAAAGUGUGAUUAUUUCAUUCACAAAGUAAUUUACAAUGAAUACAUAAUGCUUUAUCACAAUGAAAAAAAUAUUCUUGAUAUAGUAUCAUUAAGUAUAACCAACUAUUUUGACAAUGGUUGAUGAAGUAUUUACUUUUCGGCAACCAUCUUUCAAAUCGUUGCUCAAACUUUGCACAAUCGGCAACCAUUUCAGUAAUAGUUGCUCAAACAUCAAAUACUAGCAACUAUUUUGAUAAUGGUUGCUGAAGCAUUGUUAUUUCACCAACCAUCCUUUAAAUAGUUGAUCAAACUUUGCUCAAUCGGCAACCAUUUAAGUAAUAGUUGCUCAAACACAGGUACUGACAACUAUUUAGAUAAUGGUUGCUCAAGUAGUGAUUUUUCGACAACCAUUUUACAAGGUGUUCCUCAAACAACAGGUACCGGCAACUAUUUAGAUAAUGGUUUGCUCAAGUAGUGACUUUUCGACAACCAUUUUACAAGUCGUUGCUCAAACUUUGUUCAAUCGACAACCAUUUAAAUAAUGGUAGCUCAAACAUCAAGUAUCAUCAACCAUUUUGAUAAUGGUUGGUAAAGUAUUGAUUUUUUGACAACUAUUUACCAAAUGGUUGUUGAAGAGUUAAGUAUUAGCAACCAUUUCACAAAUGGUCGCAGAAGUUCUAUCUUAUUGCAACCAUUUUAUGAUGGUUGCUCAAAAGUUGGGCAUCACCAACCAUUUUGUGAAUGGUAGCCAAACACCAAGUUAUCAGCAACCAUUUUCUUAUGGUCGCUAAGAAAAUGGUUGCUGGAACCAAUUUUUCUUGUAGUGAAGGUUCUAGUAGAAACCAUAGAACCUUGUGUUGGUUUUAAGUUGAAGAUGUGGAACCUCAUGCUAUGUUUGCCACAACCCAUAAAAGCCUUUCCCCCAUGUCCUAGACCCUAGCCAGUCAUUCGAACCCUUAUCUAAGACCUCCGGACAAGCUAGUGAUGACGCCCAUCCUUGUGAACUCUAGCAUUCCUCAUGCUUUGUUCCUAUCAUGUAUCGCAGUGAGGACCUAAUUUGCUCAUUCAUUUGUUCUGAUGACCUGAUCUCGAUGCAUGAAUGACUAUGAUUGGCGAGUCAUCAUUACAAGUUAUGUAUUAGUUUGUGAACAACGUGAGGACUAUUCCAUUACACGGUUCUAUUGCAUUCGAAUGUCGUUUGUGGUAGUUGUCAAGAUUCUAGUUAUUGUUGUCCUUAUAUAUGUCGAUGUCUAAUCGCCAUUGAGAUCCAUUUAUUUUGCGCCCUAUGAAAUUCCCCAAAGUUUUCAAGAAAGAGGUUGUAAGCUUACCUUGUUUUUCACUUAGUUUGCUUGGGGACAAGCUUACGUUCAAGUGUGGGGGAUUUUAAUUUGGGCAUCAUUCCACAUGUUUUACCCCCUCAUAUAUUGAUUUUUUUACUUGAUUAUCAUCGUUCCUCGUCCUAUUUUACGUGUGCUUCUUUUGUCACAUUUCAGAUAUUAGUACGUGUGGGAAGGUCGGGUACGAGUUUCAGGUCAUUCGGAGGUUAAAAUAAACCAAAAAGUGGAGG